This is a messenger RNA of Xenopus tropicalis (tropical clawed frog), 9437 nucleotides long. It is a transcript of the gene shroom4, whose product is annotated as shroom family member 4. The record is from RefSeq and is a predicted model, not a curated record. The transcript has 11 exons. Gene Ontology annotation, cellular component: cytoskeleton. NCBI's taxonomy places the organism in Eukaryota, Metazoa, Chordata, Amphibia, Anura, Pipidae. Gene Ontology annotation, molecular function: actin filament binding. Bases 343 to 5361 code for a protein of 1672 amino acids.
GGGGGCGCACCGUGGGGAUUUACCCUGAAAGGAGGGCUGGAACACGGGGAGCCUCUCAUCAUUUCUAAGCACUCGCCUUUUUCUCUCUGGCUGAUGUCCUAAACUCCUUACCCUGGCAUACAAAAGAUUUCUUGUCCCUUCGCAUAUUUUGAUGGCUGUGGUGGGAUGAGUCCCCACCCUUCUAUAAUAAACCCCCCACUCCUAGCUGGGGCUUUGCCACACCAAGAUUUCAUCCGGCAGCAUAGGGACAGUGUAGCACACAGAGCUGAAUAAAACCCACAGGUAUAAGACAUUCCAUCUGUCCUGCUGUUGGACAAGAUUGAAAAUGGAGGGAAAGCAUCAAUGUGUGAGAAGAUGGAAGUCGGGGAUGAACUGGUGAAUAUAAAUGGCACUCCUCUGUAUGGCUCCCGCCAGGAAGCUUUGAUCUUAAUCAAGGGCUCUUACAAGAUCCUCAGAAUGAUUGUCAGGAGGAGGAACCUUUCAGUCAUCAGACCCCACUCAUGGCACCUUGCAAAGCUAACCGAAGUCCACCCGGACGUGGCCAGUAUGCAGUACCCCACAGAUGCCUUCAGCUUGUCUUGGCACUCAGGCUGUGAAAACAGUGAGCUCCCUAUGCAGUGGAAUCCUCUUUCCCGACACUGCAGCACAGACAAAAGCAGUUCUAUUGGUAGCAUGGAAAGUCUAGACCAACCAGGACACAAUUACUAUGAGGGUACACUGUCGCCUAUUGACCCCAGCAUGUACCAGAACAAAAGGGACUCUGCUUACAGCUCCUUUUCAGCUAGCUCCAAUGCCUCAGAUUACACCUUAUCUGCAAGGGCAGAGGAAUCAUCUCAGAUGGAUUGUGUAGCCGACUCUUCCAAACCAUGUGAUGGACGAUAUCUUCACACUGGGCAGGGUGCCAUAGAAAUUCAACAAGAGACUUCUUCCCUCAGCCCAUCGGAGCACCAGCAGAGACCUUCUUCUUUUCCUUUUGAUGCCAACCAUCUGAGUUUUAUCAAAUCUCCACCCCAGCCACCUAUUCGGAGGGACAGUUUAAGGGCUUCUAAAAAUCAGAUUUGUCAUGGUGAGAGAAGGAGGGCUUCAGCUCCAGGGGAUUCUCUACAGAUAUCAGGAAUGUGGUCCUCUGAGAACCAGCAGCACAAAAACUCUGAUACUUCACAGUGCAAGUGUGGCAUUGAAUUUUGCACUGUACAUUUAAAAAAUGGUUUAUCGUCUGACCAAUAUUAUAUGCUAAGCUCUCAGACCGAUGGGGGCAACCAAAGCACUGACCAGCUUGCACUGAGUGACAGGGAGAUGCCAAGCUGUUGCACUGAAAUGCAGUCCAGGUGGCCAAGGGAUGGUAGAAAUAUUAAACAGACCAUCAAUAAGGAAAUGGAGAAUUCAUCAUACCAUUCAGCUCAAACUGUCAAGACUGUCAAAGAUUCUCUUUCCAAGCAUCCCUCCUGUCUUCAUAUGAAGUCAUCCAGUCUUCCUCAAUCUGAACAAGAAGAAGUAAGUGUUCAGACAAAGUUUCACAGGAAAGAGUGGAGAAAUACUCUGUUACAAGAAAACUUUCAGUGCCAAACAAGUGAGUGCAAUGGAAUCUCUAGCCAAGAGCUCAAGUGCAAUAUUAACAGGGAUUCUGAAAUCUACCAAGUGGACACACUAACAGAUACGGGUGAUUUUAGCCAACUCUCAGGGAAAAAUAAAGAACAGUCACAGCACAUUACUACCUUGGAGAGAUCAGUUAGUGAGCCUAAUGAAGUAAGAGAAUCAUUUCCAGUCUUAUUGCCUAAACACUCUGUAGGAGGUAUGAGAUCAUCAUGUAGUUCAGAAACACUGCUAGAAGAGAGCCAUGAGCAGGAAGAAAGUCAGGGUCCAACAAAAAAGCCUGGAUCAUCACGGCAUCGGUCUGCUCAGAUGCGAAGGAGGAGCGAUCGGUUUGCAACCAACCUAAGAAACGAAAUACAAAGACGUAAAGCACAGUUGCAGAAGAACAAGGGGUCUUCUGUGCUGCUUUGUGGGGAAGAGCCUGUUGAGGAGAGAGAAGAACCAACAGAGUCUCAGUCACCACCCCGACCUAUGCCUCCACCCCCACCUCCUAAAAACAAGUCACGACUGUUGGAACUCAAGAGAGCAAAUGCAGAACAGUUUCAUAAGGGUACAGACCACCAACAUCUGGAGCAAAAUAAGCAAAGCCUCCCCUCGAACAGGGAUACUGAUAAAGAUAACCAAAAGACAGAGGAGAACUCCUUGAAUGCAGUGGAGAAUGUUACCAGAGCAAAUGACAAGUCAUUGAUCUCCAAAAGCAGGUUACAGAAUGAGUCUAAUAAAUCAUUUGUUUAUGAUCCCAGGCAGAAGGACCAUCAAAGAGUAUCGUCCGAGUUAAAUAAUGAAAGUACAAUGCCUUCAGCUGAAAACUGCAGGGAGGAAUGGAGAACAAGAGAACCUGAUUUUCAAAGGCAACAUUCCAAGUGCUUGGAACAGAGAGAACCUGAAUUAGGAAAUGUUGCGGAGUCUUCUGCCACCACUGUAAGGUGGAAUGAAGUGUCUAGGGCUUCGCCGAACCCCGAUGUAAAGGUUUCCCAUGAAAUGUGGAGAGCAAGCUCAUCUCUAAGCAUUAAUAGUGUGGGGUCACAAACUGAAAAUUUCAGAGGAAUUGGCGUUGAAAGCCACAGCCACUACAGUGGACAUAAAUCUUUGGAUGCAGAUGCAAGUUUCAAUGGCCUUCUGUCUAGCAAAGAACAACUCUAUUCAGAUGGCUCAUCUAACGAUGACUGGAGGAUAAGUUGCCUGGAUAAUGAAGAGCCAAUGCAAAGGGGUCGGGAAAUGAUGUUUUCAGAACCAGGAAGGUCAAGUGACCAUACAUCUCUCUUUGCAGCACAGUGGAGGUCUCGUCAUUCCUCUUCAGAUUUUGAAGACCCUCAUGUUCAGCAGAUGCCCAAUGGUGGCAGAUGGAAGUGGUCUCCAGAACACAAGCUUUUGCCUCAUCCACAGCUUUCAAAGGGAAGUCCCCCAGAUGUUAGUGUUGUGCAUGCUGAGGGUGCCAGUCUUCCCAAUAGGGUAGCUUCAGAGGAAAAUGUUUUGAUGCCCUUUGCUGACAGAAGAAGGUUCUUUGAAAACAGCAGCAAAGUCCACAAUGUUUCCCACAUUCCUUUACAAAUCAAAUCAAACAAAAAUAAUUACUGUCUCAGUUUCCCAGACCCACCUCUUUCUCAGAAGGUUGUAUCAGCUUUAAGAAGACAUUCAGUUGACCAUACCUACCAUCCAUCCUCUCCCAACAGACAGGAUAGUGCCUUACCUUAUUCUGACUAUUGUGUUAAUCACACCGUGGAUCCUUUGCUUUGCUGCAGUCAAGGAGGACAUGCUGCUGAAUAUAUUCACCAUCCUACGGGGUAUGGAUGCAGAGUUCAUGAGAGUUGUCACUGCUGCUCAAGUGACGUUUGCCCUGCAUUGGUUAAAAGGAAUAUGCCUAUGAGUCAUCUAAGUUGCCACUUUCUCCACCACCAUCAUCACCAUCACCAGUGGUCCCGGUGUGGAGAUUACUUAUGCCCUGCACAACAUAGCACAUUGGAGGAGGGUACCUCUUUGCACGGAGAUCCUUGGCACUUACAGAAACCUGUGUUACAGGAAGUACCACUCAAAGAAUGGACCCAACAGCUGAAAAUCCCAAACAGGAAAUGCAGUCAGUCUGGGAGUGAUUUGUGCCACAGUAAUUCUGGAUUCCAUCGGGCUGGCCCCUUUAGACCAUGUUGUGACAACAGCGAGCAGGACUUUCCCCAGUGCUACAGGACCGUGUCUUCCUAUGAUCUCUCCUGUGAACAUUCCAUCCGGCCAGAGCUGUCCUCUCACCAUGAUGAACCUAGUGACCAAAACCUAGGCAGAGGAAGAGCCUACUCUGUGAGCCAGCUGAAUUUAGAUUGUUUGGCUCUCAGAGAUAAAAAAGAGACUUCUUUGUCAAAGCUUGAAGAGCACAUGCCAUCUGCUCUAGCGAAAAAGCAAAAGCCUCCUCGCCCACCUCCCCCAAACUGGGACAAGUACAAGGAGAGACGGGCAUCACAUCAGCUUACAAACUCUAUCCUUAGUCGUCAUCGUGAAAAUUCUGUUGGAUCUGGUCAUAGCAUAAGCAUGGAAGCUGUAAGGCAGCGCUCUCAGAGUCUGCCUAUGGAGAGGAUACUUUUAAAGGCAAAUGAGAACUACCACCCUUCCUCUGAAUGCGAGCAUCCUCAAAUUAGAGAUUGUAGCCCAGUACCCUCUGAUUUAAGACCUGCUCACCAAGAACCUGAUACAUCUGCUGAUACUGUUUCUACAACCUUUGAGCAUGCAAGACAGGAGCCAUUUUCAGACUGUCGAAACUCACCCAGAGAUGCAUCCCCACCCAGGACUGAUCAUUUGGUACCUUCUGACCCAGUUACUUCAUCCCAUCAUCAGACAACUGACUUCUAUAGUCCAUUAGAAGGUGGGAGUAUUGAGGAGCCAUCAAAUUCUGUUGCAGAAGAAUCUGAAGAUGGGGUCAUCCCUCCAAAGUCCACUCAUGACCACAUAUCCCCAGAUAUUCCCGAAAGAGAGCACCCUGCUAACUUGCUAGAUGGAUUUGAUUCUGGCUACCGCCAUUAUGAGGAUGAAUGGUCAACAGACAGAGAAUCGGAAAUCUCCAUUCCGGAAAGGUAUGAGUUCCAGCCCAUCUCGCCACCUCCAGUGUGCGGAGCAGUAAGUCCCACCUCUUGCGCUGCCUACUACAACACGUCCGCAGCUAAGGCUGAGCUACUUAAUAAGAUGAAGGAGCUGCCUGGCCUGCAGGAGGAAGUGGGGGACCAGGAAGAAGUGGAAGAGGAGGAUGAAUUGUCACUUAAGAAAGUGCAGCUUAUAGAAAGUAUCAGUAGGAAGGUUUCUGUCCUGCAUGAAGCUCAGCAAGGCCUUCAGGAAGAUAUAAAUGCAAACACUACCCUUGGUUGUGAAAUGGCAGAUCUCCUCAAGAAUCUCUGCAAACCCAAUGAGUAUGAAAAAUUCCGGACCUUCAUCGGUGACCUAGAGAAGGUGGUAAACUUGCUGCUUUCACUUUCCGGGCGCCUAGCCAGAGUAGAGAGUGUCCUGAGCAGUGAGGAUCCCGAGCCAUCAGUGGAUGAGAAGCUGAACCUGCUAGAGAAGAAGAAGCAACUUACUGAGCAACUGGAGGAUGCCAAGGAGCUGAGAGCACACGUCACUCGGAGGGAACAUAUGGUCCUUGAGUCAGUGUCCCGAUACCUAAAUGAGGAGCAGCUUCAGGACUAUCAUCAUUAUGUGAAAAUGACAUCAGCUUUGAUUGUGGAACAGCGGGAACUUGAGGACAAAAUUCGUUUGGGAGAAGAGCAGCUGCGGUGUCUCCGAGAAAGUCUGUAGUUUGGCAACCAAAAAAAAGAAUUCAGCCAUUUGAGCAAAAUAACAAACUCUAACCAAGGCUUUAGUACCCCAUUGGCUCUUACUUUCUAAAUGGUUUUAACCUCCACUACCAAAAAUCUCCAAGAAAGCCUGUUUCCUUGCAAUACAUGUGUAAUAAAUCCUGUGUUAGUGGGACCUUAGGGUGUCCUACCUUAAAUCCAUUCAAUUAGGCAUUAGAGCUGAAACAGACAAGCCAUUUGUCAUAAUAUUUUUGUCCUAAAACAAUUUCUACUGUGGCACAUUUGGAGCUAGAGUAAUAGUUUAGACCAAAUACUUAACCAUUCCAUUCUGCUGCUCCUCAAGAUACACAAAAAUGCAUGUCGGUUUAAUAAUUUUUAGUUAAUUUGAUAUUCUGAAUGUGAAUUUUCCAGAACUUUAUAGCUGGAACAUUUAUCUACGAACCAGCAUCUCUUAAAAUUGUUUAGGAACAUAUAAAGAGAAUCAACGGUAGCACGGUUAACCAAAGUCACUAGUGCAGCUUACACACACAGAGGUGUGCUUGAAAUUGCUCUAUGCCAUUAAGCUCACGCUAAGAUCAGCAGCUCUGCCUACAGGAUGGGCCCAUAGGAAAGAAUCUGCACAAUAACCAAGGACAGCACUGAGUUUGUUACAUGUAUCUGAGAGUUAAUGCUUUUCCUGAAGUCUGUUCGGGACAUUAUAAAUCAAGUGAAAUCAAGUAGCUUUAUCCUAUAAGGUUGAAAUAACGCACUAUGAACUUUUUUUUACCUCUUUCGGAUUCUAUGCAAGUGCCUUUUUAUGAACUGGUAUAUUGGGGUCGAUGCAAAUAUAGAUCUCUUACGAAUCUUUCAUCCACAGCAUACAACUGGAAUGCAGAUGUUUCAGCUAAUACUUACUGCCCUUUUCAAGGGUGAUUUUCAUGCAACCAAAGAUAAACACUUGGCAUCGAUAUAAAUUUUAUGUAUUAUUCAAUUUUGUUUUUAGUAAUCCAUAAACCUCACCAGGCAAUUUCUAAUUUAGGUCUGUUUCAGACCUUUAGGAAAUAAGUAUGCAGAAAUGUUUUAAUCCCCCCUUUUGUGUGUCAGCUGGGUUAGUUGUCCACUAUCGUAGGCCCUUAUUUUUUCAAACCACCUUAUUUAAAACAUUGCUUUAUGUUGCUCUCCCCCAAUAAAACUAUUUUCUUUUACUAAAGAGGCAAAAUACUGAUCAAUUCUGGAUUUACAAAAAAAUAAUUAUUCUGCUUGGCCUCAUGAGUAAAGCAAUCAUACCCCUAUGCCUUUAGAAGUCUUAAUUCUGCUUACUAAAGUUGCUAAGAAAUCACUACAAUAGGACCACUAGAAGCCACUGUUUUAAGCCCCACUUGGUGGACUAAUACACUCCGAUAUAUUUUAUUGUUUAUAGAAUACUCAAAGGGAUAGUGACACAUUUCAGUUUGGCCAGGAAUGUGUUACUAUACCUAUAUAAAGGUGCCCAGUACUAAACCCGCAUUUGCCCACAGGCUUCUUUUACUCAGCUAUGUCAAGGCUUAACACAGUUGUUGUAAAUGUAGAGCUAAGGGGGCAAAACUACGACUUUCUUAUGCUUAAGGCUGUGUUGGGACUCGAAACAGAUGAGUAACAGAGGGCAUGGGGCACCUUCAAAUGCGGGUUUCUGUUCAAUAUAAUUACCCUGAAUAACUCUUCUGUUAAUGCCUUAUCUUAAUGCACACAUUCUCUUCUGUCUCCAAAGCUGACACACUGGGGGUCAGUAGAUUGUACAGUACCGCUUCCUUGAUCUGUGUAUAAACCAUAUUCAUUGUUGUUUGACCUUUUCUUCCUCCACCAGGAAAACCAUUUUGAAACAAAAAAAGAAAUUAAGUUUAGUUUUAGGCCCAAUGUUAUAUUAAAAGUAUUGAUUGUUUUUUUGUAUAUUUUAUUGUAUAAGAAAAAAAGGGAAUUCGCUUAGGUAUUUUCAUAUCAUUUGAAAAAUCUACAUUUGGAGAAAAAAAAAAGAAUUAACAAUGUUUUGAUACUCAGGAUGAAGCCCAGAAGACCAAAUGGUUUUACAUCUCUAAAGAUUUUAUGCCAAAACCAACCUUAAUGUGUCAUGGUUUUAUGAAAAUGUUUAUAAUUAUUAUUAUUUUGUAUGUUUUAUUAUUAUGGGUUUUUUUUAUUUGCACAUUGUGGAUUAUAUGACCCUUUCACAGCUAAAAAAAAAUGGCUGGUCUGUAAUAGUUUUUAAAUGAAGCAGUCUGGGCUAAGGAUUUUUUAUAUUAUUGACAUAUUUUAUAGCUGAAACAAUAUAAUAUUCUAAAUCACAUAUGUUGUUUUCUGUGAGAUUUUCUUCUAUCACUUCCUCCUUCUCUUCUUUCAUUGAAGACUAUAGCGAGACAGUAUUUGGAAAGAGCAUAUAGUAAGGAACAUUAGGGGUGUUAAUGUUUAUUGCAUAUGGCUGCUUUACGUGUGGAUACGUACAGGAGGUCUCUGCACUCUGUUAAAAAGAUACAGGUCUGCAUAAGUUCAUUUUGGAACAUAUUUGUUUUAUUAAGCAUAGCUGUGUUGUAUUAUUAUUAUUAGGGGACAUUAGCAGUGUUUGGCCCAAACCAAGAGCUAUUUGCCAGCUGUUCCUCUCUCUGUUUUUCUGAGUUGUUACACGUGCAUAGUGCACUAUCUUGGGUUGUAGGGUUCUGGCAUGGAUGUGCAUCUUGUACCCUGCACCCUGGGGAACAGCACUACACAUGCAUUUUCCCUACAUUUGGAAGAGGGACAUGGGUGAGCUAUUAGGUAAAUGCUAAUAGAAUGAAGGGCUGUAAUUUCUCAAGGCUGUUAGCUAUGGGAAAGCUGCACAGUAGCCGUUUCCCUACUGCUAAAAAAAAAAAAAGUAUAAAAAAAAUUGCUUUCAUUAGCAAUUAUAUUUACAACUAACUUUAAAAUCAUUGAAUAUUUUUUAAUUAAUGUAUAUUGGAAAAUUGUUUAGAAUUUUAUAUUAUAUAUUUUUUUUACUGUGCCAAAAAUAGUUUUAGUGUGGAGAUCCCAUGUAAAGGUAAAAAUAUCUUUUUACAUUUUAUUCAGUUGGGCUUAUGUAAAAAAAAAAUGUAUGUAAACAUUUUCUGAUCUGUCUAUCUAAACAAAAAGUCCUGCAAUCUUUAAUCGUUUUAUUGUGAAAAACACAAAGGCAACGUUUCAGAGCUUCCCAAUCCAUUAUCAAGCCACAAUAAUUAAAAAAUAGCCAAUUAAAAAAUCCCAAGUCCACCUCCAACCACACCUUCCCACUCCAACCCAAUAAAUUAACCCUUACUUUGCUUUAACUUUUUUUUACGAACCUCUGGGUAUAGUAUGCCCAAGUAUGCAGAGUGCAGUAUACUAAUUUAGUUUCUAUGCAUUAUAUGCUCUGCAGAGUGCAGUCACCCCAAGGACUAUUUUGUUUUUUGGCAAUUCAGAUAGAGUUUAUGCACUUUGCUUACAUGGGCCCAACUGAAUGAGCUCGUGUCAAAAAGGAAGGAGGGUAUAUUUUUAAAGGGAGGACAUGGUAGAAGUGAAUUCAGACAAGUUUUGCAUAGGUUUGCUGGUAUACAGUGUGUUGUUUAGCAGUGACGGCAGGUUUAGUGGAUUGGGGUGUCACCUGGAAGAAAAUGAUUGUCUUAAGUAAUAUUUUUAUUUUUCUUCCCUAUUAAUAACAUUGGCUUGAAUCGUGAUUUUUACCUGCUAGGUUGCAACUCUAUUUGGUCUGGCAUAUAUGGCAUUGAUCCUUUUCUGCCAUUUGGGCCAUUCCCCUUGCCCAAUUACCAAGUAAGGCUGUUGGCAAUUGAUUGAAACUGACUAAAUUAUUUAAAAUGCCUGCUCUUCUGAUAUUGUUUCAGGACAUAUUUAAACCAGUGUUUUGGCCAUGAAGGGGUUAAUAAUUCAUUGCAAUAAGCUUUGAAUCUAAUCUGUAUUAUUUUAGUAAAGAAAAGAAAGUGUUAAUGUUGUGUCUCCAUGUGUAAAUCUAUGUUUCUUGUUCUCCAUUGUGAAUGCCAUCCUUUGUAACUUUAUUUCCUGGAGAGGGGUCUCCAAUGACUUCUCCUGCACUACAGUAAAUAUAAAGUAAUGGUGCUAAAAGUA